UAUCCUGCAAAGAAUAGCCCCAGAAGAAAGAUGACAAAGUUUAUGACAACAUUGCACAAUCGCCGUUGGCGGUGUCCUGGUAUUUACCCCUGGGAUGGUUAUUUCAACGUGAUUAGGUGGGCCAUAUUUGAGAUUGGAUUCAGGAUGGCAGGGAAGCAUUAUCGUCCCAAUCUGUGGGCGGAAAAAAAUGCUCCCUUAGGUGGGUAAAGUAAGAGCUGGUGCUCCACUAACAGUGAUGAAGAGACAGAGAUCCUGGGGGGACUGGGACCUCCUGGGAAGCAACACAGAGGACAACACAGACAACAGUGAACAGGAUGAGUCCUCGUCUCUGAGGUCGUCUUGGUCCCUGCCCAGCCAUCAGCCCCCCCCUUCUCUGAUGUUGUUCAUGUGGGACAGCGGCCAGUGACAGGAUAACAGUGGCACUCUGGCCGUCUGUAUGCAGGCGGACACUAUGAACUACGUGGGCCAGCUGGCAGGUCAGGUGCUGGUAACCGUCAAAGAACUGUACAAGGGAAUUAAUCAGGCCACGCUAUCGGGCUGCAUCGAUGUUGUGGUCGUCCGCCAGAGAGAUGGCAGCUACCAGUGCUCACCAUUCCACGUACGCUUCGGCAAACUCGGUGUACUGCGCUCCAAAGAGAAAGUGAUCGACAUUGAAGUGAAUGGAGAACCUGUAGACCUGCACAUGAAGCUUGGUGACAAUGGAGAGGCCUUUUUUGUUCAGGAAUCUGAGCAGCAGAAUCAGAUUGUCCCUGCCCACCUGGCCACCUCCCCAAUCCCCACCGAGAGUCACCUGUUCUGGAUCUCAGAGGUUGAGCACAGGGCAGCAAAAGAUCUGGAGGAUGACCCUGCUGACCCAGAAGACCCACCCGAGCCUCCUGCUCCCAGCACCAUGGCCACAAAAAAGAAGAAGAAACGGAGGAAGAAGCACAAAGGAGACCCCCGAAGAGAGGAGCUGACCCCGCCCAUGUCAGUCACCACUGGUAAUACUAUUGCUGCUAACGCACCUGCUGCUACGACCGCUGCUAUGUCCAGCACUGGGCAAAAUGAAGAGAUCUUUGAGAUGGACCUGAGCUCUGAUGAGGAAGUUGCAUCACGUGUCUCAAGGUCACCUUCAGUGACCACAAUGCGAGACAUUGACCCCAAAUUACCCGCAGCCAGACACAGUCUGGAUGGUUAUCCACUGUCUGAUGGGGACUGGCCGGCAGAUGACAGUCAUGGCUUGUCUCAGGCCUUUUCCCCAAAGAGUGACUCUGAACUGAUGGUCAGGCCCUCAGAGAGUUUGCUUAGAGCUGAGUCCCACAUGCAGUGGACCUGGGGAGAGUUUCCAGAAACAACCAGGGUCACCAAAAAAGAGAGACCAGAACUACUAAAAACAGUGACCAUCACCCCAUCAGAGAGCACCCACUUCCGCGUCAUCCUCAGCUCUGAGGCCAUGGAGAAUGAGACUGAUAUUGAAAAGGAAGAUGGUGCUUCCUGCUCAGUGUGUACCAUUGUCAAGCCCGAGCCACGCACCCCUAUCACCACUGUAACACCUAUAAAUCCUCUCGCAUCUGUCAGCCCUAUAACCUCUGUGAGCCCCAUAACCCCCACAGAGCCCCUGGAUGUCCUGCCAUCCAACGUGGCAACCUCCACCCCUUCCAACAGCCAACUGAGUGAUUCACCCUCGAAGAAGAAAGGUGUCCCAAAGAGGAGCCAGCAUCAGGGUCCUGAGGAUAUCUACCUAGAUGACCUGAAUGUACUUGAACCUGAUGUUGCUGCACGGUAUUUUCCUAAGAGUGAGUCUGAGGCGGCGACUAAGCACUGGAUGGACUCAGAGAUGCCCUCUGGUUCACAGUCUCCACAGUCGGUGGGUAGUGCAGCGGCUGACAGCGGGACAGAGUGUCUGUCUGACUCAGCAAGUGACCUCCCCGACGUCACUCUUUCUCUGUGUGGAGGCCUCACAGAAAAUGCUGAAAUAUCCAAAGAAAGGUUCAUGGAGCAUAUCAUCACCUAUCAUGAAUUUGCUGAAAACCCGGCAAUUAUAGAUAACCCUAACCUUGUAGUGAAGAUAGGAAAUAGGUAUUAUAAUUGGACACUAGCUGCACCCUUGAUUCUAAGUCUACAAGCAUUUCAGAAGAAUUUACCAAAGGCUACAGAGGAGGCCUGGAUGAAGGAGAAAAUGCCAAAGAAGUCAGGCCGCUGGUGGUUCUGGCGAAAAAGGGCGGAUAGUACAAUCAAGCAGUCGGAGACUAAGCUUGAAACUAAGGAGGACUCUCAUCUGGAGGAGGAAGGACCCUCCAUAUCUCAGGAGAAACUGUCCUUGCCGCCUAAAGCAGGAGACUCAUCCAGUGACGAAGAGGCCAAGGAGGUGAGUGCUGCAUCCUGUCAGGAGAGACUGCAGCCAGUAGAUGGUCAGCACCACCCCAGCCCACAUACUUACAGGAAGUCACUACGCCUCUCCUCUGAUCAGAUAGCCAGUCUGAAACUGAAGGAGGGACCUAAUGAUGUGACGUUUAGCAUCACCACCCAGUACCAGGGCACAUGCCGCUGCGAGGGCACCAUCUACCUGUGGAACUGGGACGACAAAGUCAUUAUCUCUGACAUUGAUGGUACCAUCACCAAGUCGGAUGUGUUUGGACAAAUCCUGCCACAGUUGGGGAAGGACUGGACCCACCAGGGCAUUGCCAAGCUCUACCACUCAGUAGCUGAGAACGGCUACAAGUUCUUGUACUGCUCAGCAAGGGCUAUUGGAAUGGCGGACAUGACAAGAGGUUACCUGCAGUGGGUCAAUGAUGGAGGCACCAUUCUCCCCCGGGGACCUCUCAUGCUGUCUCCCAGCAGCCUCUUCUCAGCCUUCCACAGGGAGGUCAUUGAGAAGAAACCAGAGAUCUUCAAGAUUGAAUGCCUUACAGAUAUCAAGAACCUGUUCCAGCAUAACAAGCAGCCAUUCUACGCCGCCUUUGGGAAUAGGACUAAUGAUGUGUUUGCCUAUAAGGAGGUGGGGGUUCCAGUGUGUAGGAUCUUCACAGUCAACCCCAAGGGAGAGCUGAUCCAGGAGCAGACCAAGGGAAACAAGUCCUCUUACGGCAGGCUCAGUGAGCUGGUGGAGCAUGUGUUCCCUCUGUUGAGUAAAGAGCAGAACGAGGCCUUUGUUAUGCCAGAGUACAGUUCUUUCUGUUACUGGAGACAGCCCAUACCAGUCAUCAACCCCGAUGAAAUGCUCUGAUCCAACACAUGGACAAGGACACCCAGGUAUUCAUAUACAUGCAAUUGGACUGUGCACUUGAAUGCGUCUCCAGGAAACACAUGGACUGAAACUCAAACUUUCCUAUACAGACAGGCAUCCUCUCAAAUCUACAAUGAGUGUGAAACAGUAACAGGGUUAUGACCAUAAACACAAAAAAGCUCGUAAACUGUAAUUACCCAUUAGACAUGAGUGGGAGUUAUCUUCUGAACAGUAAAUCCUGGUGAAUAAUCCCUGAAAAAUGUCAUCCCAGAGAGACAAGAGACUAAUCACCAACUAGAUUGUCAUCAUUCCUCAUCCUAACCCAAUGACCAGUCUUUAGUCCCCAUCACUGUCCGGGGAUAAAGAUCUGAGACCAUCUUUUCUUUCUGAAACUUCCAGCAAACAGGACGAUCUGCAUUUGUCAUCAGGGAAGCGACUGAAGCAAAGACACGAGGCAUUAGCCCUCAGCACUAGAGUCUGAGCCGUGCAGAAGGAAAUGACAUUGACUUUUUUUUCCCCGUCACCUUUAAAAAUGAUUCUGAAAGCCCUGAAGAAGUUAAAUUAAACGUUCCUAGGGGGGGCACACUGUUAAUUAAAACAGGAUAGGCAAUUAACACUGGCCGCUGCUCAUGGGCUGGUAAUAUUUUGCUGUGGCUACUAUGUUUGCCUAUACGCAGGUGUCCAGCCUUUAUCUGGAGGCUGUAUUCUGUUCUAAAACAUCAAGUAAUAUAGUGAUAGUGACCAAUAACUGCUACACCACCUACGAACCAUACACAGUGGUUAGUUGAAAGCUACUGUAGGUGUUCAGUAUUGUCCCUGACUCUCUCGACUGUGGUCAUUGGUUCACUGCUGGUGGAACAGAUUUCAGAUUGCCACCUUUUCCCUGGAGAGCUUACGGCGUUCGUACCGAAUGAGUCAUAUUUGGUAUUGUUAAUGUUGAAGGUCAACCAGGGACAUACUAUUGCCAACAUGUAUGUGAAGAUACACACUUAGAUGUGACUUAAAAACAAAAUGAAGCAGCUUCGUGGUAUAUUGUCUUGCUGUUAUUUUAAUGUUUAUUCUGUUAUACAAGCUCUGGCGAAUCAAGUGUGUUUUGUUAACAAUGCAGUCAUUAUUUAUGAUAAUUGAUAUGUUUAAGUUAUUGAUUUCUAUCGUGAUGCCUUUGCUUGUCUGAAAAAGUAAUUUAUCACCAAUGCAAUGUGGUUGGUCACAGGUUAAUAUGCACUUAACAGUAACUGCUCGGCCUUGUACGAUCUUUUUCUUUUUUUUUUUUUUUAAGUCUGGUAUCCCAUUUUCACAGCAAUCUGUAUUCCUUAUUUUACAGUGAAACAUGUAAGGUUAAUACACAUUCCUUAGCAAACCUCAGAAUCUGCAGCUUUAGUAUUAAAAUAUGUGUCUAAAUGUAAAAGAUAACGCUUGAGUGGGAACAGUGGAAAGAAGAAGAUCUGGAGAAAAAAUUUGUGAGGUCCUCUGUAGGACGACUACGGGAUGAUGUAAGUGUGUGUGUAUGUGUGCGUGCGUGCGUGCGUGCGUGCUGCAUACCUAAUCACUGCGUGUUGCUGCUGUUGGGGGUGACCAGAUUGUUCACCCUUUGCUUAUGUUCCCUCAGUGGCUUUACUGAGACUUAUCCAACGCACUUUGUCUAAGCUGCACCCAGAGACGCAACUCAAAACACCUCUCACCCACAUGCACUUCACUGAAGGGCUUCAUAGGGAAUAGACCAGCGAAUGCAACUAGUUCAGGAUGAAGAGUUUCUAGUUUUACCUCUUUUUUGUGUGAGUGACCUUCUGACACCACCGACAAAUCAGCUAUUCUGAAAUAUGCCAAUAUGAGUAAAUGUGGAGAUAAAAACAAAAUAAUGUUUAUUUUGGGUGCUGAACAGAGCUACCCGGUGUGUGUGUGUGUGUGUGUGUGUGUGUGUGUGUGUGUGUGUGUGUGUGUGUGUGUGUGUGUGUGUGUGUGUGUGUGUGUGUGUGUGUGUGUGUGUGUGUGUGUGUGUGUGUGUGUGUGUGUGUGUGUGUGUGUGUGUGUGUGUGUGUGUGUGUGUGUGUGUGUGUGAUAAAGAGGAAAGACUUUUCCCAUGCCUCUGGUGCCCGGAGAAGAAAGAGAUAAACAGGAAAUACUUGACUGUGUACAGAAAACCUUUUUGAAGCGCUUCAUUGGCAUUAUGUGUGUAUGUUUUUAGGAAAGGACUUGUGGCAAGAUGUGCCACUCCACUGACAUGGAUCAUACCUCCAGCACAAGUGUAAUAGUAACAUGCUAAUAUGUGUUAGUGAGGAUUAAAAAUCAGAAGAGUCAGAGGGAGACUUGACAGACAGAACCAUUUAAUGAAAAAAAAAAAGCACAAUUUACAAUACAAUUCCGUACAUCCAGAUUUGUCGCUAUCAGCCUGUUAUUAUUUCGCUGAAGUGUUUCCGCAUUCACUCUGUAGCUCAGAUGUUCUGUGAUGAUUUAAGAUGCGUGUUUUUCUUUGAUUUGUUUGCUUGUUCUCUACGAAGUUUGGUGAAGUCAAAUAGAUAUAUCUUAUGAUUAACAAAAUGAAUUCCAUUCUUUCUAUGAAAGUAAAGCAUCUUGUGUGGAAGAAUCACACUUCAUCCUCUAUGAUCCUGGGAUACAUGGUAUAUAAUAUUGUUUGUUCUCACUCAACUGCUGUGGAAAAUGAUCCAGUAUAUAUGCUGAUCAUCACAUUCUUCUGUCUUUGAUGCCUUUUUUUUUGUUUUUAUUAUUUCAUAUAAAGUGUAUGAUCUUUUGUGGGACUAUGUUUGUGUCAUUCUGUUUGGAGGUAAUGCUUGCUAUUUGAUUGUGUCUGACCAACAGGAAUACCUUAAGUGUAUGCUGUGUUUGAUUUGUAUAGAAAUGUGGUUUAAAGUAUGUUUAAAGAACAAAAUACAUUGUAUGAAGAAAAAAAAAGGCCUAAUGAAGCUAACAAAGUGUGGCUUGUGGUCAUAUUUGUAUUAAAUAAAGUUUCUAACUGAA
Molecule: messenger RNA, 6181 nt
Organism: Dicentrarchus labrax (European seabass)
Lineage: Eukaryota; Metazoa; Chordata; Actinopteri; Moronidae
Gene: lpin2
Product: lipin 2
Exons: 21
Coding region: 437-3205 (922 amino acids)
Biological process (GO): cellular response to insulin stimulus; fatty acid catabolic process; positive regulation of transcription by RNA polymerase II
Cellular component (GO): cytosol; endoplasmic reticulum membrane; nucleus
Molecular function (GO): transcription coactivator activity; phosphatidate phosphatase activity
Source: RefSeq, a predicted model, not a curated record